AUGGCCCAGAAGUUCUGGGUCUCCUGUCUUUUCACACUAUUUCUAGCUGCCUUGGCUCAGGAGUCUCUGAGUCCUCAAAAAGCAAAGGUGGACUGCAACAAGGGGGUGAAUGGCACCAUCUAUGAGUAUGGAGCCAAGACCCUGGAUGGCGGAGUAUAUGUUCAGUUCCGGCAGUAUGCAGGGAAGCACGUCCUCUUUGUCAACGUGGCGUCCUUCUGCGGCCUGACAGCCACUUACCCUGAACUAAACAAACUGCAGGAGGAGCUGGAGAGCUUCAAUGUCAUUGUUUUGGGUUUUCCUUGCAACCAGUUUGGAAAACAAGAACCUGGAAAAAACUCAGAGAUCCUCCUUGGACUCAAAUAUGUGCGUCCAGGCGGUGGCUAUGUCCCCAAUUUCCAGCUCUUUGAGAAAGGGGAUGUGAAUGGAGAAAACGAACAAAAGAUUUUUUCUUUCCUAAAGAACUCCUGUCCUCCCACCUCUGAACUUUUGGGCUCUACAGAAUAUCUCUUCUGGAAUCCCAUGAAGGUGCAUGACAUCCGCUGGAAUUUCGAGAAGUUCCUGGUGGGGUCCGAUGGAGUGCCUGUCAUGCGCUGGUUCCACCAUACCCCUGUCAGCGCUGUCCAAUCAGACAUCAUGGAGUACCUAAACCAAACCCAGACCCACUAG
Messenger RNA from Chionomys nivalis (European snow vole), 666 nucleotides. It is a transcript of the gene Gpx6, whose product is annotated as glutathione peroxidase 6. The record is from RefSeq and is a predicted model, not a curated record. NCBI's taxonomy places the organism in Eukaryota, Metazoa, Chordata, Mammalia, Rodentia, Cricetidae. Gene Ontology annotation, biological process: response to oxidative stress. Gene Ontology annotation, molecular function: glutathione peroxidase activity. Bases 1 to 666 code for a protein of 221 amino acids. The transcript is spliced from 5 exons.